Penicillium mononematosum is the source of this 2358-nucleotide messenger RNA. RefSeq lists its product as uncharacterized. The transcript is spliced from 3 exons. Gene Ontology annotation, biological process: nuclear-transcribed mRNA catabolic process, nonsense-mediated decay. Gene Ontology annotation, molecular function: telomerase RNA binding; telomeric repeat DNA binding; protein binding. Gene Ontology annotation, cellular component: telomerase holoenzyme complex. The coding region runs from base 1 to 2358 and encodes 785 amino acids. NCBI's taxonomy places the organism in Eukaryota, Fungi, Ascomycota, Eurotiomycetes, Eurotiales, Aspergillaceae. The record is from RefSeq and is a predicted model, not a curated record.
AUGGCCGAGCCACUGUGCCGUAAGGAGGCAGGACCGACUCGGCGCAAUUUUUACAGUCUGUUGGAUGCCAAGACAAACCUCCCAGGCAGAAUUGUCCGUAACGUGUCACCUAGGCGAACUUUGAAAAGACUAUUGUCAGAAGAACUUAUCUCUGAAUCAAUGAGUACCCACGGCUGCUGCUCCAUCACCACGCCGAUAUCCAGUCCUCGGCCAAAGUCCACGGGCGUCCUAGCAGACGAUUGCACUAUGGAAACGCUCAGUAGUCAUGGCAUGCGAGCUCUGAGAAGUCCCGCUUGCACCAGUGUAGGCCAUGUGGGCAAAUCUCGUCGCCGGGUCUCCAGAGAUCCUCGGCGGCUGUCGGCUUCGGCUUCUCAACACUUGAAGUCCAGCGUGCCUCAAUGUAUCAAUAAACACCCCGCAGAUCCAAAAAUUGAGAUCAGUGCUCCCAGGCAGGAAGAGGAACCGAAGCUACCUCAAGCCCUUGCGACACGUCCUGAAUUACAAAGAUCACAGUCAACACCCAUUGCUGUGCACAGUCAAAAUGAUGUUGGGUUUCAGAAUGCUUCCCACACUACCCAAAUGCAAGCGCAAGUGCAAGAGACACGGCACACGGAAAAUGAUCAAAUAUCAAAUCAAAAUGUGGAGAUGGUGGGUGGAGAGGCAGUCACUCAGGAACCAAAGCCUCAUGAAAUGUUUAGGCAACCGGAGACCCAUACCAUCACCGAGGAGCAACUGAUCAACGAAGUGCGCGGAAUUUAUACCGGACUUGUCAUGGUGGAAAAGAAGUGCAUUGAGAUCGACAGACAACAAGCGCAAUCAAAGACCGAAUUAUCACAACCUCAGUGGCAAACGCUCGUCUCGCUACACCGAACAUUACUUUACGAACACCAUGACUUUUUCCUCGCCUCCCAACACCCGUCAGCUGGUCCUGUUCUCAAAGACUUAGCCGAUAAGUACGCUAUGCCGGCGCGCAUGUGGCGGUAUGGGGUGCACUCCUUCUUAGAGUUGUUACGCCAGAAACUCCCCGGCUCGAUGGAGUAUAUGCUCGAUUUCAUCUACCUCUCGUACUCGAUGAUAACACUACUACUGGAAAGCGUGCCGGAUUUCAGAGAGACUUGGAUUGAGUGUCUAGGUGACUUAGCACGGUACCGGAUGGCCGUGGAGGAAUUCGAUAAGAAGGACCGUGACCUCUGGGCAGGUGUAUCGAGGUAUUGGUAUAACCAGGACCGAAACCAAGAAAAUGGCCGCAUUCAGCAUCAUCUUGCUGUUUUAGCUCGCCCGGACGUUCUUCAGCAGUUUUUUCACUACACGAAAGCAUUGAUCAGUGUGCGCGCAUUCCCAAAUGCUUUCGAUAGCAUGACCCAGCUUGUCGCUCCUCUGAUGAAUAUGCAGAAGGGAAAUUUGAGUACUUUAUUCGUGACAACUCACGGUGCGCUUUUUAUGCAAGCUCCGGUUGAGGAAUUUGUCUCUCGAGCGAGUGUGUUUCUUGCUACUCUCCGUAAAGAAAUUAGCCGGGUAGGGCGACAGGGGCAGGAAGGUGUUCAAUUCACCUCUUGCAAUAUCUGUGCGAUAUUCCAGUAUGGGGGGAAAGGGAUGAUGGAAACAGAUUUUAAAUUGAGGUCGCGCAAUCCCACGGCAGAGGAUCGCCUAGCGGCAAUGAAGUGGGCAUCGACUACAGCCGCAAUGAAGUGGGAAUCGAGUACAGCCACGACAAAAACACCUAUGCACGCCAUAUGCAACGAUCUUUCGUCCCAGCUCGCAUUCCGGGCGAGCUCUCUCACGUUUCACACGUUGAUCGUUAUGCUCGGCCAAAUUGGGGAUCCAAACAUGUACCCGAGUGUGCACAUCUCUAUGGCAUUUGUCUGGUGUCUGACGCUCAACCCGGCUGCUAUACAACGACUAGAACCGCUGAUUCCGUGGUCGUUACUUGCGAGUUAUCUAAACACCUUGUUUCGUCCCGACACAAUCAUUUCGAAGAUCGAGGAUGAAUCAUUCCCUCUUCUUGACGACUCAACUAUACAACAGCUACCGGAGGACUUUUUGAUUAGAGGACAGGCGUGGAGCCGGGUUUACUACCCAGAAGGAUUCUUCGAGGGGGCUCCUACAGAAGACGACAGACCACCAAUAGAAGAACAUUCGACAGUGAUUCCUAGAAGACAUCGAUGUCUUUGGCUUGGAGUGAGAAUCGCAACUUACACCCGCUGGAUGACAUACGAUCAGACGCGACGGUUCACACCCACCCGAUUAGCAGAUGAAUUUGCGCCAAUGGCUGAAUCUCCCGCUUACCUCUAUGGCAAUCCUUACUCACUAGGCACUGAGACAUCACCCUCCUCCGAUCAGGAGAUGCAGGAGGUUUGA